AUGGAUCGGUUGGGGUGGCUGGACUGGCAUAUGAGGAGGAUGGGGGUUAGCAUGGUGGGUGAGCUGGGAUGUCGAGGGCUGUCGGUUUUGGGGUGGGGAGGGAGUCAUGCUGUGCUUGCGCUUCAGGAAGCUGCAGAGGCCUAUUUGGUGGGUCUGUUCAAGGACACCAACCCGUGCGCCAUCCAUGCCAAGAGGGUGACAAUCAUGCCCAAGGACAUUCAGCUUGCUAGGCGCAUCCUGGAAGCAAUUGGAAUUUAG
Molecule: messenger RNA, 258 nt
Organism: Prunus armeniaca (apricot)
Lineage: Eukaryota; Viridiplantae; Streptophyta; Magnoliopsida; Rosales; Rosaceae
Source: the annotation of a GenBank genome assembly